Molecule: messenger RNA, 795 nt
Organism: Coprinopsis cinerea okayama7#130
Lineage: Eukaryota; Fungi; Basidiomycota; Agaricomycetes; Agaricales; Psathyrellaceae
Exons: 7
Coding region: 1-795 (264 amino acids)
Source: RefSeq, a predicted model, not a curated record
AUGGAAUUAGAAAACGUCGAAACCAGUGGAGCACAUCGCGGACUGCUUGAACGAGGAAGGAGACGGUAUCAAGCGGGCCGACUCAGAUUGGAGCAUGGCCAACGUACUUGUAUUCGGGCAAGACCUGGAUACCAUUGCCCAGGGGCCGGCAUGAAACAAGAGCAGCACUGCACUCCUGGCACCUACAGCUCAGCCUCGGGUUCGACCGACUGUGAUCCAUGUCCACCUGGAGCCAUGUGCCCCCACAAUGCCGUGCAUAGCCCGCAGCUAUGUUCGCCCGGUAGAUACUCGACCGGCGGGUGGGUGAAUUGUGAAACGUGCAACCCGGGAACCUUCAACAACAUCCACGGUGCCGUGACCUGCUGCCCGUGUCCCGCGGGAUGUUUCGCUACUUCCUCUGGAAACACAAAUUGUCAACGAUGUCCCAACCAGAAACCCUACUCCAAUCCAGGAUCGCCCUCCCAUGGUCACUGUUCUUCGAUGAAGGGAUCGUAUGCUCCAGAAAGUGACUGUCAGAAGGGUGGCAAUGGAUUCUGCUCUCCGGGAACACCUUUCCUUGGCGGCAGUGGACUCCCGAGGCGACAGUUGUCCUUCAAAGACGCCUGUGAGCCCGGGUAUCAACCUUGUCCCAACUACCGAGGCACCACCUCCAUUGGUAUUGACUGCGUGGAUAUCCUCAACGAUCUCGAGUCUUGUGGUGGUUGUGUAGACUAUUCCCUAGACGGGGCUGCAGAUGGGGGAAGAGACUGCACCGCCAUACCCUUCGCAGACAGGACUCUUGUUCUGGGGGCUUAG